UAGGCCCGCCGGCCCCGCCUUCCGCUCUCGCCGCGGAGUUGCUCCCGUGUCGCUGCUCCCUCCUCCGCCUCGCGUCCUGACUCUUUUCCCUCCUUUCCCUCAGAGGAUGUCCGCCUUCCAGAUCAACCUCAACCCGCUCAAGGAGCCGCUUGGCUUCAUCAAGAUCCUCGAGUGGUUUGCUUCCAUCUUUGCUUUUGCCACCUGCGGUGGAUUUAAGGGCAAAACAGAAAUUCAAGUGGGCUGUCCUUCUAAACCUGGUGACAAUAAGACAGUUACAGCUACUUUUGGUUAUCCAUUCAGGUUGAAUCAGGCAUCAUUUCAUGCCCCUCCAAAUGUCAAUGUGUGUGCCGUGAACUGGGAAAAGCAUGUUCUCAUCGGUGAUUACUCCUCUUCUGCACAGUUCUACGUUACGUUUGCAGUCUUUGUGUUCCUGUACUGCAUUGCUGCCCUUCUGCUCUAUGUUGGUUACACGAACCUCUACCGGGAUAGUCGCAAGCUGCCCAUGAUUGACUUUAUUGUUACUCUUGUUGCUACUUUUUUGUGGUUGGUGAGUUCCUCAGCCUGGGCUAAAGCUCUUACAGAUAUUAAAAUAGCUACUGGACACAGAAUUGUUGAGGAACUUGAUCCCUGCAAGUCAGCAGUGUCGUGUCACUUUGUCUCUGUGACCAGUAUGGGAUCCCUGAAUGUAUCCGUGAUCUUUGGCUUUCUGAAUAUGAUCCUUUGGGGAGGAAAUGCUUGGUUUGUGUACAAGGAGACCAGCUUACAUAGUCCAUCAAAUACGUCAGCUUCCCACAGCCAAGGAGGUGGCCCACCCACUUCUGGAAUGUAAUUAAAGGGAGAAAUACACUGUAUGAAAUGUGUGCUGUACUAUGCCUUGUUGCCAACAUCUUGAGAAGCAUUAUUGUUUCUAAUAAAAAGUAUUGGCUUUUUCAGUAAAUUGGUGGGUUUAAAAAUUUGCUGCUUUUCUACAUAAAACGUGCCUUUUCUAGAAAUUUAAGAUGUAAAUGUAUUUUUACAUGUAAGUUUGAAAAUUCAGGAGCCUGUUAUGAGAUGAUGUUACUUUUAACUGAACAAUAAUUUAACUAAGUUGCUUCUAAAGUGUUUACACCUUAAACUUUAACAUAAACCUUCAUUCAGAAAACAGUUAUGUUGUAUCAUAAUAUAGGAAGAAUGUGUUUGGAAUAUACACUACUGUUAGUUUGUACACAUCAUAUCCUUAAGGCUUGGCUUGUUUAAGAAAACCUUGAUUGCAUAAAUCAUAUUUAGAAAAAAAUUAGUGCAAUUUUAUAUUUGAAUUCAUGUUAAAAAAUUUUUUGAAUUGCAAAGACUGGGUAUGUAUUUUGUUUCUGUUUUUUUUUUUUUAAAUGACCUGCUGUACUUAUUAGGUGUACUAAAAUUGUCUUAGAAGCAAGAGCUUGAAAAUUAUAACAGAUGUGUAGAGUUAACUUUGCACUUGCAUUGCAUGGGUAUAUUCAUUAUUUCCGGUGGUUUCUUAGGCUUGCAAAGAGCAUGGCUCCCCAAGAUGGUUUUAUAAUGAAGGCAUUCUUGAUAAAUAUUUGUUUACUAUCCAUUAUUCAUACCAAGAGAAAAAAUCUGCUUUUUUUUCCAGACCCUGUUUAGAGGGUUACUAAAAAUUAAGGUUGCCUUUUACUUUUGAAACAUUUAACAUUUAGUCGAUGAAGUUGCUUCUCCUGAGUUUAACAUUGAUAUUGUGAAAAUAAAUGCAGUUCAGAUUUCUUAUUUCUUAAGAUUCAUUCUUCACAAAAGGGUUAUUAAGGAAUUAUGCUGGUAAAGGAACCUAAGUUAGCUGCAUUGUGUGUGUGCUGUCUUUACACACACACACACACACACACACACACACACACACGUUUGUGUAUGGUCAGAAUACGAUGCUUUGUGUUCCCGUUUUUUUGUUGUUGUUGUACAGGGAUUCAGACUUCCUAUUCUUAA
This is a messenger RNA of Apodemus sylvaticus (European woodmouse), 1950 nucleotides long. It is a transcript of the gene Sypl1, whose product is annotated as synaptophysin like 1. Lineage: Eukaryota; Metazoa; Chordata; Mammalia; Rodentia; Muridae. Bases 107 to 829 code for a protein of 240 amino acids. The transcript has 5 exons. Gene Ontology annotation, cellular component: synaptic vesicle; synaptic vesicle membrane. The record is from RefSeq and is a predicted model, not a curated record.